Messenger RNA from Oikopleura dioica, 1113 nucleotides. The record is from the annotation of a GenBank genome assembly. Lineage: Eukaryota; Metazoa; Chordata; Appendicularia; Copelata; Oikopleuridae.
AUGAACGACAACAGCAUCAUUGCUAGAUUCAAAAAAUUCAAUCUGGGAGCGAGAAAAAAAGAUAGAAACACCGUCGAGUGCUACGACAUCACGAAGCCCGAGGAUGCACCAGCUGAAAAACUAACGCUGCGCGCCGUUCGAGCUGCUGGUCGUGGCACAUUCGGCUCAGUCCUCCAGGCAGUCAUUGAGGAAAAACGCGAGACUGUGGCUGUUAAAACGGUGUUUCAAGAUCCACAGUAUCAGAACCGUGAACUGGAAAUAAUGAAGCGGCUAAACCACGAUUCAAUAGUGAGGCUAAAAUAUUAUUACCUCUCGGAAAGACGUAAUGGGACAUAUCUACACCUGAUGAUGGAAUUUCUUCCCUUCUCACUUGGACGAGUACUCAAGUACUACUCGAGGCGCGGCGAGCAAAUGCCCGUCAUCUAUCAACAGUUGUACUGUUACCAACUUCUGCGUGGAUGCGCGUACUUGGCCACACUACAUGUCGUUCACAGGGAUCUAAAACCGGACAAUUGCCUAGUCGAGCCGGAACGAGGCCUCUUGAAAAUAUGCGAUUUUGGCACGGCGAAGAAAGUUAGAUCAGGCGAUACAAACGUAUCUUAUGUGUGCUCGAGGCCCUAUCGCGCUCCAGAAUUGGUGCUGGGAAAAGAGGAGUAUUCGGUCGAGGUCGAUUGGUGGUCGGCGGGCUGUGUAAUCGCAGAAAUCGUCCUUCAUCGGCCAUUAUUUUGUUCUUCACGAGGCCCAGCGCACCAGAUCAAGGCAAUGACAAAAGUUCUGGGCAAUCCGUCACGUGAAGAAAUUGGCGAAAUGGCAGUGUCGAUGAAGAAUGCCGAAGAAGCUCAGUACGACAAACCGGUGGAAAGGCAGAGCACACUCGAAGAAACGCUCCCAGAAGCGACCGAACCAGGACUCAUUCACUUGGCCAGCUCGCUGCUCAAGUACUCGCCGAAAGCGAGAGCGACGCCGCUGCAAGCUCUCAAAAACUCGCCUUUCUUCGAGCCGCUACAAGACCGUGAGACUCAAAUAAAAUUGCCAAAUGGCAAAGUCGUCGCCAUGGACAUUGUGUGCAUGAGUCCGGAGGAAGAGCAGCAAUUAGGGAAGAAAAACCGCUAA